CAAAACGUGUGUGAAAUCUCAGGGAGAGGGAAGUGUUAAUGAAGCUGCAGUUCUCUUCUCCUCCCCUGGGGCUCGGAGAGGUGGCUCCCUACAGCCAUUCCGUUCACCUGCUUGAGUUCCUGUUGAAAAUUGUUUCCUGCGCGGCUCGCCCCCGCCCCCCAUUCUUCCCUGGGAAAGUAUAGAUUUUCACGAACACAGGGAGUUCUGUUUUCUCUGUUAAAAACAACUCUCCUUUACUGGGGCAGGCUUUGUGUUUCACCCAAGGAAACAGAGCAUUGCACUGGGAGGUAACUCCGCUGGGUGAGGUGCAGCCUGUCACCUGACCGGUCUCUGGGGCUGCCGGUGGCAUCAGGCUGCAUUCCUUGAAUUCUUCCACCCGGCACCGGCUCCGCAAUGAACAACUUCAGGUUCACUGAGCUGAGCGGAUUCCACUCGCUGUGCCCUCGGAGCCUGCCUGAAUCUCCCGCCCAGCCUCAAACCAUGCAGCUAAGUAACUGCAAGGGCGCCUUUGAGGAGUAGCACGCAGAGAGUGUCAAUGAAGACCUCAAAGUCUGGAGAAAAAUGAUCUUUCAUGGAAUAAGAAGUAUACCUCCUGCUACAUGUUUUUGUCUUACUGACCUCUGAUACCUGAAACACAUGGCUCUGGGUCUGUAGAAAGUCAACUGAUCAAACUCCUCCUCACCAUGCAUCAACUGUUCAGACUGGUUUUGGGACAAAAAGAUCUUUCACGAGCUGGGGACCUCUUCUCCUUAGAUGACUCUGAGAUUGAAGACAGCCUGACAGAAGCUUUGGAGCAAAUUAAGAUAAUUAGCUCAUCCUCAGAUUACCAAACCAAUAACAAUGACCAGGCAGUAGUUGAAAUCUGUAUCACAAGAAUCACAACAGCCAUCAGAGAGACUGAAUCUAUUGAAAAGCAUGCAAAGGCCCUUGUGGGGCUCUGGGACUCCUGCUUGGAACAUAACCUGAGACCCUUCGGGAAAGAUGAAGACACUCCUCAUGCAAAAAUUGCAUCUGAUAUCAUGAGUUGCAUUUUACAGAAUUACAACCGACCCCCAGUGAUGGCAUUAGCCAUCCCCAUUGCAGUGAAAUUCCUCCACAGAGGCAACAAGGAUCUAUGCAGGAAUAUGUCCAACUACCUGUCUCUGGCUGCAAUUACCAAGGCAGAUCUCCUGGCUGAUCACACGGAAGUUAUAGUAAAGAGCAUACUCCAAGGUAACACCAUGUUGUUGAGAGUGUUACCUGCUGUGUAUGAAAAGCAGCCUCAGCCAAUUAAUAGACACCUGACAGAACUCCUGGCCUUGAUGUCUCAGCUGGAACAGCCAGAACAGUACCAUCUACUACGGCUUUUGCAUGUAGCAGCAAAGAAAAAACAACUCGAGGUAGUUCAGAAGUGUAUUCCUUUCCUAAUUGGGCAUUUGAAGGAUUCAACCCAUAAUGACAUCAUCCUAAGCAUCCUAAUAGAGAUAGCAGGCUAUGAGCCAGUGGCUUUGAAUGGUUUUCUUCCAAUGCUGAAAGAGAUUGGUGAGAGAUUCCCCUACCUCAUUGGACAGAUGGCAAGGAUUUAUGGAACUGUUGGGCAUGUGGAUGAAGAGAGAGCCAGGAGCUGCCUGACAUACCUGGUGAGCCAACUGGCCAACAUGGAGCAUUCGUUUCACCAUAUUCUCCUGCUGGAGAUUAAAGGCAUCACCGACACCUUCUCCUCAAUCUUGGGCCCUCAGAGCAGAGACAUCUUUCGCAUGAGCAACAGCUUCACCGCCAUUGCUAAACUCCUUACCCGACAACUGGAAAAUGCGAAGGCUGGAAGUGGCAGGAGAAAAAUCAGCACUGAAAUUGAAUUCCCUGAGAAACUGGAAGAAACCAAGCUCAUAGUAGCUGAAAAUGAAGACCAUGAAAAACUCCAAGUUAAAAUCCAGGCUUUUGAAGACAAGAUAAAUGCAGACAGCAAUACCCCUGGCUCUAUCAGAAGAUAUAGUCUGGGCCAAGUUUCUAAAGAAGAAAGAAAAAACAUUAGAUUUAACAGGUCAAAAAGUUUGGCUUUGCACACUGUGCUCACAAAGGGUGUGGGUUCAGACGAUGGUGAAGAUGAAAACAGGGGAGAUAUACCAGCCAGCAUCUCUCUUUCAGAAAUAGACCCACUUAGCCAAGGAGAUGACAAGCUGCCCUUUAAGGCAGACACUGACAGAUCACAGCUGGGAGAGUCUUCAGUUUCAUACCCAAAUAUUAUACAUAAAGACUCAGAGAAUUUGCCAGAAACUGUUAAAGAAAACUUCCAGGAAGAAACUCCAGAGACAACUGCAAGUCCUAUAGAAUACCAAGAUAAGCUCUACUUGCACUUAAAAAAAAACCUCAGCAAAGUGAAAGCAUAUGCCAUGGAAAUUGGAAAGAAGAUUCCAGUCCCUGAUCAGUGUACCAUUGAAGACACCGUGAGAAGUUGUGUAGCAAAGUUGUUCUUCACCUGCUCCCUGAAGGGUCAUUACUGCCUAUACAGUAAGUCCAGUUUUAUUCUCAUCAGUCAAGAACCUCAGCCAUGGAUCCAGAUCAUGUUUCUAUUUCAGCAGAGCCUGUUUCCUGAACCCCUGUCCAUUCAGAGUCAUUCUGUGCAAUUUCUCAGAGCACUGUGGGAGAAGACCAAGGCAGGGGAUGCUCACAGCUUUGAAACAGCCAUGAUGGAGUCCACGUUUCCACAGCAAAAGGAUCUGGACCAGGUACAGCUCCAUCUGGAAGAAGUGAGGUUCUUUGACGUGUUUGGCUUCAGUGAAACAGCAGGAGCAUGGCAAUGCUUCAUGUGCAACAACCCUGAAAAAGCAACUGUUGUAAAUCAAGAUGGCCAGCCUCUCAUCGAAGGAAAACUUAAAGAGAAGCAAGUCAGAUGGAAGUUCAUCAAAAGGUGGAAAACACGCUAUUUUACACUGGCUGGAAAUCAACUUCUGUUUCAAAAAGGAAAGUCUAAAGAUGACCCUGACGACUGCCCAAUAGAACUCAGCAAAGUGCAGAGUGUGAAAGCUGUGGCCAAGAAACGCAGGGACCGCUCUCUCCCCCGGGCUUUCGAAAUCUUCACAGACAAUAAAACCUAUGUCUUUAAGGCCAAGGAUGAGAAGAAUGCAGAAGAAUGGCUCCAGUGCAUCAAUGUGGCAGUUGCCCAAGCCAAAGAGAGGGAAAGUAGAGAAGUAACCACAUAUCUGUAGGGAUUUACAAGUCAGCCACGACAACUACACACCACAGGCAUUGUAUUAUCAAUGCCAAUGUCAAGAAAAAGAGCUAAAUUUACCAAGCCAUGUUGUUUUUUACUAAAUACCAAUGGAAUUCUUGUCCUUUAAGAAGAAGGGCCUAAAAUGGCAGGAUUCUUAGUAAAUGUCAUACUCUAACAGCUUUAGUAUUGACUUCAGAAUAUAUCUGAUGCCUACAAAAAUAAAAUAAAAUAAAAUAAAAGGAGCUAGAGAGUAUGCCCUCAGACAGUGUGGGGCCAGGAAGGGAAAAGUCACUGAUAAAAGAACCUCUGUAGAUAUGUCAUUUAAAACUAUGAGAAAACAGCAUGAAAAGAUGCCUGAACUAUCCGUCUUGAGGAAAGAUUAGCACUUCUGAUGAAAAUCACAGUCUGUCAAAGGUAUUAAAAGAAAAAUUUUUUUAAAAACCCGUUAGAAACAUUGAACUAAUGUACACUGAGAAAAACCAUAUAACUUACUUAUAGACAUAUAAUUACAUGAUCCUCUCUUACUACAAAUGAGGCUAACACAUGGUAAAAUGGUUCUCAAGUCAGUUAUGUCAUUAAAUACUUCUCUUUCAGAAUUAUUUAAUUAUUCUCUUUAAGUUCAUUUUAUAUAAUCUACAGUUUAGAUGCUUGGACAUAUAUCCUGCCCAAGGCACUAAGUGUAAUAUAGAAAAAGGAUAGAAGCCAUUUUCUCUAUCUUCAAAAUAAUGUGCCAUCUCCAUUAAAAUUAAGACUUUAAAGUUCUAUAAUUUUUUCUUUGUAUUCAACCUUUUAAUACCUCCAAAUUACAAAUAUCUAUUUUUUCACUACAUAGAUAUAUAAUUACACUAUGAUAGAAAGAAUGCCAGAGUGAUUCUCAAUGAUCCAUGCCUUGGUAUAAUCCUCUCCCCCACUGAGUGUUGGUGGGACAUGUAACCUGCUUCUAACCAACAGAACAUGGCAAAAGUGAUGGGGUCAUCUCUCCCAUAAUUAUGUUACAUUAUAUAGCAAAAGUGAAGAGAGGUUGCAGAUAUGCAUAAGGUUUCUAAUCAGUUGACUUUGAGUUAAUCAAAGAGACCCCCCUGGGUGGGCCUGACUUAAUCAGACUAGUCCUUUAAAAGAGGGUAAACAAGUCAGAGACUCUCUCUCCUAUUAGCCUUAAAUAAGCCAGCUGCCAUGAGCUCUACGGCUGGAAGGAAAUGAGUUUUGUCAACAACCAUGUGAUCUUGGAAGAAGCAUCUGAACCUCAGAUAAAAGCCCAGCCCCAGCCAACACCUUGGUUGCAGCUUUGUGAAACUCCGAGCAGAGGACCCAGCUAAAUCACGCUUGGACUCCUGACCCACAGAAACUUUCAGAUAAUAAAUGUAUGCUGUUUUAAAUCUAAA
Macaca mulatta (Rhesus monkey) is the source of this 4572-nucleotide messenger RNA. RefSeq names its product ventricular zone expressed PH domain containing 1 (gene VEPH1). Gene Ontology annotation, molecular function: phosphatidylinositol-5-phosphate binding. NCBI's taxonomy places the organism in Eukaryota, Metazoa, Chordata, Mammalia, Primates, Cercopithecidae. Gene Ontology annotation, cellular component: plasma membrane. Gene Ontology annotation, biological process: regulation of signal transduction. The record is from RefSeq and is a predicted model, not a curated record.